Eremomyces bilateralis CBS 781.70 is the source of this 7018-nucleotide messenger RNA. Its product is annotated as DEAD/DEAH box helicase domain-containing protein. The transcript has a single exon. Bases 245 to 6892 code for a protein of 2215 amino acids. The record is from RefSeq and is a predicted model, not a curated record. Gene Ontology annotation, cellular component: nucleus. Gene Ontology annotation, molecular function: nucleic acid binding; ATP binding; ATP hydrolysis activity. Lineage: Eukaryota; Fungi; Ascomycota; Dothideomycetes; Eremomycetales; Eremomycetaceae.
CCAAAGCAUGUUGCGCCUGUUGCGACAGCACACUGAUACCCAAUUCCAUCUUCAUCGAGCUGCAGAGAGCAGUCCACCUAUUUCUGGUGCCUUUUUCCUUUUCAUUCGCGUCUCUUUAUUUCGAGUUUAGACGCGUUUCACGAUUCGACGACCAAGAAACUGGGAGUGAAUCCCAACCCACCACCCGACUUCCUGCCUAAUAUCCGCGAAACGCCAUAAUCAGGUCGUCGAUAUAUCAUUCAAUAUGGCGGACCAAAAGAAAGACAACCCGUUGGCGCAGUUCAAGUAUUCGGCCAUGUCGAAUCUUGUUCUGCAGGCCGAUAAAAGAUUUGUGACAAGGCGUGGCGAUGAGAAUACGGGAGACCCCGAGUCGCUUGCCGGACGCCUCAAUAUCCGGGAUAUGGGCUCGAGAACCGCACGAGAAAGCGCACCGAUGCUGAAAAAGCCACGAGGAGGUGUCGAUGUGGAGCGGGGCAGCAUUCGGGAAGGUCAAGACGUCCUAGAAAAGCAACAGAAGAAACGAAAGCGAGAUGGACAACAGUCCAAAGGCGCGGGAAUCUUGUCACAACAUGAUCUCCUUGUUGAAGACCUCAAAUACCGACCUCGUACCACCGCAACUCAGGCCACUUACGACUUGAUCACGACGAUUGUAGGCAGGCAUCUUGGUGAUGUCCCGAGUCACGUCACUCGUAGUGCCGCGGAUGCUGUCCUGGAGUAUUUGAAAGACGAGGCAUUGAAGGAUUUUGACAAAAAGAAGGAAAUCGACGAUAUACUUGGCGUCACUAUGGGCUCGAAGGAGUUUAAUGAGCUAGUCAAUCUUGGGAAGAAAAUCACCGACUACGAUGCACAAGACGAAGACGAGGAUAUGGAGGAUGCGGGUGAGGCCGAGGAAGGGGGAGAUUUGGACGAACGGCAAGGCGUAGCCGUGGUCUUCGAUGAUGACGAGGAAACGGAAGAAACACAAGCCUUUGAAGUCCAUGACGGGGAUGAAUCUGAAGCCGAGGACGUCACUGGUGAGGUCCCUGAGGAGACAAUUGGAGGUGCCGAAGCUCCGGAAGAGACUGGCGAGGGCGAUGAGAUGGAGAUCGGGGAAACGGUCAUCACAACCGGCGGACGAGGCCGCGACCGAACACAUGACCGAUCUAUUCCAGUACACGAAAUCGACGCAUACUGGCUUCAACGGCAAAUCGGUCAAGUCUACGAAGACGCCCACGUCCAGCAAGAGAAAACAGCAGAGGCAUUCAACAUCCUUGCCGGUCAAUCGGAUGAUGGUGAGGAGAAGGCUGCGCGAGAAAUCGAGAACGACUUGAUGGAACUCUUCGACUAUGAGCAUCACGAGCUCGUAGCUAAACUUUUCAUCAACCGUGAUCGGAUCGUAUGGGUUACCAAGUGGCGACGAGCAGCGGACCGAGACGAGCAAACUGCAGUCGAACGGGAAAUGAUCGCAUCUGGUCACCGAAAAAUCCUAUCUGAAAUUCGAGCUCGAGAAGGCGACGCUUUAGUUGAUGAGCCUAGCAAAAUCAAGAUGGAUCUCAUGGAAGUCGACGUUCCGGAGACCAAGGGCAAGACCGUAGCCCAGCCUACGGAAGAGGGGUUGGUUGGUGGGUUGCAACCGAAACGACUCAUCAACCUGGAGAAUCUGGUUUUCGAUCAAGGAAAUCACCUCAUGACCAAUCCCUCAGUGAAGCUCCCCAAAGGAACCACCAAGCGCACAUUCAAAGGCUACGAGGAGAUCCAUGUCCCUGCACCACUGCCCCGUAAAGACGCCAGCGACUUCCCUGACAUGCCCACGUCGGAAAUGCCAGCUUGGGCUCGUCAAGGAUUUGGGUCGGCUUCCAAACUCAAUCGAAUCCAAACCAAGUGCUUCCCCGUCGCAUUUGAAGGGGAUGAGAACAUGCUGAUCUGCGCCCCGACAGGUUCAGGGAAAACGAAUGUCGCAAUGCUUGCUAUCCUUCGGGAAAUCGGAAAACAUUUGAACCCGACCACCGGAGAGAUCGAUUACGACGCGUUCAAAAUCAUCUACAUCGCUCCGCUCAAGGCUUUGGUGCAAGAACAAGUUGGCAACUUUGGCAAGCGGCUCGAACCACUCGGGAUUCGCGUUGCAGAGCUUACUGGAGAUCGCCAGCUCACGAAGCAACAAAUCGUGGACACACAAAUCAUUGUCACUACUCCUGAAAAAUGGGAUGUCAUCACACGAAAGGCAACCGAUACGAGCUACACGAAUCUGGUUCGUCUCAUCUGCAUCGAUGAGAUCCAUCUUCUUCACGAUGAUCGUGGACCCGUCCUUGAAAGCAUCGUCAGCCGGACUAUCCGCCGGUCUGAACAGACGGGUGACAAUGUGCGCUUGGUCGGGUUGAGCGCCACAUUACCCAACUUCCGUGAUGUUGCGGCAUUUCUCCGAGUCGAUCCUAAGCAAGGGAUGUUCCAUUUCGAUGCGACCUACCGUCCGACCCCGUUGAAACAAGAGUACAUUGGUGUCAGCGACAAGAAAGCGAUUAAGCAGUUGAAAACCAUGAACGAUGUCUGCUACACCAAGGUGCUGGAACAAGUGGGAGCCCAACGCAACCAAAUGCUCAUUUUCGUCCACUCGCGAAAAGAGACGGCAAAGACGGCGAAAUACAUUCGAGAUAAGGCCAUGGAGCUGGACACUAUCGGGCAGAUUCUUCGCACGGAUGCGGCGUCACGAGAAAUCCUUCGUGAAGAAGCCGAAGGCGUUGCAAAUGCCGAUCUAAAGGAUCUGAUGCCAUAUGGGUUUGGGAUUCAUCAUGCGGGCAUGAGCCGAGCCGAUCGAACAUCGGUGGAAGACCUUUUCGCGGACGGUUCCAUCCAAGUUCUAGUCUGCACUGCCACGUUAGCAUGGGGAGUCAAUCUUCCGGCUCACACCGUCAUCAUCAAGGGCACUCAGAUCUAUUCGCCGGAGAAAGGCAGCUGGGUUGAAUUGAGCCCUCAAGAUGUGCUGCAAAUGCUUGGUCGAGCCGGUCGCCCUCAAUACGACACCUUCGGGGAGGGUAUCAUCAUCACCACCCAGACGGAGGUGCAGUACUACCUUUCUCUCCUGAAUCAGCAAUUGCCGAUCGAAUCCCAAUUCAUUAGCAAGCUGGCGGACAACCUCAACGCCGAAAUUGUGCUUGGCACCAUCCGGAAUCGUGAUGAUGGUGUGGAUUGGUUAGGUUACACGUAUCUCUUUGUACGCAUGCUUCGAUCCCCGGGUCUCUACAGCGUCGGUGCCGACUAUGAGGAGGAUGAAGCCUUGGAACAAAAACGAGUGGAUUUGAUCCACUCUGCGGCGACGGUACUGGCGAAUUCCCAUCUCAUUAAAUACGACGCAAAGACGGGUCGGAUCCAAUCCACGGAGCUAGGCCGCAUCGCUUCCCACUAUUACAUCUCGCAUGCAUCCAUGGCCACCUACAAUCAGCACCUUCAACCGUCGAUUACAUCUAUCGAAAUGUUCCGAGUGUUUUCUCUCAGCCAAGAGUUCAAGUACAUCCCGGUACGGCAAGACGAAAAGCUGGAGCUCGCGAAGCUGCUUGGACGUGUGCCAAUUCCGGUCAAAGAGAGCAUUGAUGAACCCCACGCGAAAAUCAACGUUCUUCUCCAAGCUUACAUUUCGCGCCUCAAGCUGGAUGGAUUGGCGCUCAUGGCCGAUCUGGUCUAUGUGACACAAUCAGCUGGCCGAAUUCUUCGAGCGAUAUUCGAGAUCGUGCUGAAGAAAGGGUGGGCGUCGGUUGCAAAAACUGCCCUGAGUCUCUGCAAAAUGGCUGAAAAGCGAAUGUGGCCGACGAUGACCCCCCUUCGGCAAUUCCCGAGUUGUCCGAGGGAUAUAAUCCAGAAAUCGGAACGAAUUGAUGUCCCUUGGACGAAUUACUUCGAUUUAGAUCCACCUCGAAUGGGAGAAUUGUUGGGGAUGCCAAGAGCGGGCAGGACCGUGUGCUCUCUCGUUCAAAAGUUCCCACGCCUUGAAAUUGAAGCCCAAGUUCAACCCAUGACAAGGACCGUCCUUCGCGUUCAAUUGUCAUUACGACCAAACUUUGAAUGGGAUGAUGACGUCCAUGGUCUCGCCGAGUUAUUCUGGGUGCUCGUUGAGGACUGUGAUGGAGAGGAUAUCCUCUUUCACGACCAGUUCCUCCUUCGAAAGGAUUAUGCCACGGCCGACACGAAUGAGCACAUCAUGGAAUUCACGGUCCCAAUCGCCGAGCCGUUGCCGCCCAAUUACUUCAUCAGCGUCAUCUCCGAUAGAUGGAUGCAUGCCGAAACACGUAUUGUUGUAUCUUUCCAACAGCUGCAACUUCCGGCCAAGUUCCCGUCUCAUACCCAACUGCUUGACCUUCAACCGCUCCCCGUUGCGGCUCUAAAGCGUCCGGACUACCAGAAACUUUAUGCUCACUGGGGACGGUUCAACAAGAUUCAAACGCAAGUCUUCAAUGCGUUAUUUUCGUCCGAUGAGAAUGUCCUCGUGGGCUCCGCUGCCGGAACUGGCAAGACAGCAUGCGCGGAGUUUGCUCUCCUACGGCACUGGAUGAAGGCGGAUGACAGCGCCACUCCAAAAGCGGUGUACGUUGCUCCGUUCCAGGAAUUGAUCGACAUUCGACACAAAGACUGGCAGUCACGAUUGGCAUCGGUCCCCAACGAGAAAGAGAUUGUGAAGCUCACUGGCGAUGUGACGGCGGAUUUGCGUCUUCUGGAGAAAGGUGACCUGAUCCUUGCAACACCAGCGCAGUGGGAUCUGAUAUCGAGAUCGUGGCAGCGUCGAAAGAACGUUCAACGAGUCACACUCUUCAUCGCGGACGAUCUUCAUAUGAUCGGUGGUCAGAACGGACAUAUAUACGAGAGCGUGGUCUCCCGUAUGCAUGCGAUGUCGCUGCAACUCGAGUCAGGGCUGCGAAUUGUGGGUUUGAGCGUAUCUCUGGCUAACGCACGCGAUGUGGGAGAGUGGAUCGGAGCGAACAAGCACACGAUCUUCAACUUCAGCCCUCAAGUUCGCGCUGUGCCUCUCGAACUUCACAUUCAAUCGUUCACGAUCCCACACUUUCCAUCCUUAAUGCUGGCCAUGGUGAAACCGACAUACAACGCAAUCCUACAAUUGUCCACCGACAAGCCCACCAUGGUCUUCGUCCCCAAUCGGAGACAAGCACGAGCAACUGCAGCCGACUUGCUGAGCUGCUGUGUUGCCGAAGAUGAGGAAGAUCGGUUUUUGUACGCUCCUCAAGAGCAGCUGGCGCCAAUCCUGGAAAAGAUUAACGAAAGAUACCUGGCUGAAUCGUUGUCUCAUGGCAUCGGCUACUUCCAUGAAGCCCUCACUGAUUUUGAUAAAAAGGCAGUGGAACAUCUUUUCCGAGUUGGGGCCAUACAGGUCAUGCUCGUUUCCCGAGAUUCGUGCUGGGAAAUUAAUUCUACCAGCCACCUUGUCAUCGUCAUGGGCACCCAAUUCUACGAUGGUCGAGAGCAUCGAUACGUGGACUAUCCGCUCAGUGAAGUACUCCAGAUGUUUGGAAAAGCCGGACGGCCGGACAUGGACAAGAGCUGUAAGGGUGUCCUCUUCGUCCCCCAAGUCAAACGAGAGUACUACAAGAAAUUCUUGAACGAUGCGUUACCGGUCGAGAGUUAUCUUCAAGGGGAGAUGGCGGAUACAUUUAUCGCUGAAAUCAGCGCGCGUGUGAUCUCAUCCACUCAGGAUGCCGUCGAUUGGACCACCUACACGUACUUCUACCGCCGUUUGCUCGCCAAUCCAAGCUUCUACGGCCUCACCGACACAUCUCAUGAAGGCUUGAGUUCCCACCUCUCGGAACUAGUUGAGACAACGCUGAAAGAGUUGGAAGAAGCGAAAAUGAUCACCAUCGAGGAGGAUGAGGAAGGCGAAGAUUCCAUCGAACCGCUCAACCCCGCCAUCAUCGCUUCUUACUAUAACAUCUCCUUCGUCACCAUGCAGACAUUCUUGUUGUCGCUAAAUGCGAAGACCAAACUAAAAGGCAUCGUCGAGAUCGUCACAUCGGCUACAGAAUUCGAGGACAUUCAGAUCCGACGACACGAGGACCACGUUCUUCGCCGGAUCUACGAUCGACUCCCGUACAAAAUGGCGGAAGCCAGCUACGAAUCGCCUCAUUUCAAGGCCUUUGUUCUGGUCCAGGCACACCUGUCACGGAUGGAGCUGCCGAUCGAUCUAGCGAAAGAUCAAGAAGUCAUCCUGUGCAAGAUUCUCGGUCUCUUGAGUGCGUGUGUGGACGUUCUUUCCUCCGAAAGCCAUAUGAAUUGUAUCCAAGCAAUGGAGCUCUCCCAAAUGAUCGUUCAAGCCACCUGGCACGACGGUCCUCUCAAGCAAAUACCACACUUUGACGAGCGUGCGAUCCAAGUCGCCAAUGAUGCAGGAGUCCACGAUGUCAUGCAGUUUAUGGACUACAUGGAUCCAGAUGAGAAUCCGAACUAUGAGGUCUUUGUGAAGAAACUCGGUUUCAACCGACAGCAGCUACAGGAUGCUGCGAACUUCACGAAUACCUCGUAUCCUAGCAUCGAUAUUGCCAUGAAGGUGGAAGAUCCGGAUUCCGUCGCUGCCGGUGAGCCAUCAGUUUUGAGUGUCACAUUGGAGCGCCAGAUCGAUGAAGACGAGGUUCCGAACACGAAGGUGCAUGCGCCCUUCUAUCCGGGAGAAAAGAUUGAGAACUGGUGGCUUGUUGUAGCCAACGAGAAGACGCAGAGUUCUUAUGGCAUCAAGCGGAUCACGAUAGAACGCAAGCUUCGCACCAAGCUUGAAUUUACCGUGCCGGAACCGGGUCCAGUCGAGCUGACACUGUAUCUCAUCUGCGACAGCUACAUUGGCGUUGAUCAGGCCCCAACCUUCAAGGUGAAUGUCGGCGAAGCGAUGGAUGAAGAUGAAGAGGAAGAUAGUGAUGAGGAGUGAAGGAGUCAGAAGGACUGGCGCAGGGAAAAGUUAAUGUACAAAUACGUGCCAGGAUAGACCGUCUGAAUGAUAAAUCAUGGAUCAAUUGCUCUGUUCCCGUACAAUGUAUGAUAUAACAUUUUGGUC